Messenger RNA from Brassica rapa (field mustard), 1544 nucleotides. Its product is annotated as protoheme IX farnesyltransferase, mitochondrial. Lineage: Eukaryota; Viridiplantae; Streptophyta; Magnoliopsida; Brassicales; Brassicaceae. The record is from RefSeq and is a predicted model, not a curated record. Gene Ontology annotation, biological process: heme A biosynthetic process. Gene Ontology annotation, molecular function: protoheme IX farnesyltransferase activity. Gene Ontology annotation, cellular component: membrane; mitochondrion.
AUGUGGCGAAGAUCCGCCGUCUCUCGCUUCUCCUCGAGAAUCUCUCUGUCCUCUUCUUCUUCGUCGCCGAACCCUAGACUGAUCCCUUGGUCCCGCGAACUAUGCGCCGUCAACACCUUCCCCCAGCCUCCGCUCUCAUCGGAACCAACUGCUAAGCUAGCGAUCUCCGGCGCCGGAUCCGAUCCCAAUCGAGUCCUCUCCUCAAGCGCCGUCGCCGCCACGUCGAGAAUCGCGGCUGCGGCGGGGUUAGGUCACCACUACGCUCGCUGCUACUGGGAGCUCUCCAAAGCUCGGCUCAGCAUGCUCGUGGUGGCGACAUCUGGCACUGGCUACAUCCUCGGUACGGGGAACGGUGCGGUUGACUUAGCGGGGCUUUGUUACACGUGUGCUGGUACCAUGAUGAUUGCUGCUUCUGCUAACUCCUUGAAUCAGAUUUUUGAGAUAAGUAAUGAUGCUAAGAUGAAGAGGACGAUGAGAAGGCCGUUGCCUUCAGGGCGUAUGAGUGUUCCACAUGCUGUUGCGUGGGCUACUAUAGCUGGCGCGUCUGGUGCUUGUUUGUUGGCUACCAAGACUAAUAUGAUGGCGGCUGGACUUGCGUCUGCUAAUCUUGUGCUUUACGCGUUUGUUUACACUCCGUUGAAGCAGCUUCACCCUGUGAAUACUUGGGUUGGGGCUGUUGUUGGUGCCAUCCCACCCUUACUUGGGUGGGCUGCAGCUUCUGGCGAGAUCUCAUACAAUUCGAUGAUUCUUCCAGCUGCUCUUUAUUUUUGGCAGAUUCCUCAUUUCAUGGCCCUUGCACAUCUCUGCCGCGAUGAUUAUGCAGCUGGAGGUUACAAGAUGCUGUCGCUGUUUGAUCCAUCAGGGAAGAGAAUAGCAGCAGUGGCUCUUAGGAACUGCUUUUACAUGGUCCCUCUCGGUUUCAUUGCCUAUGACUGGGGUUUGACAUCAAGCUGGUUCUGUCUCGAAUCAACGCUUCUCACAAUGGCAAUUGCUGCUACCGCGUUUUCAUUCUACAGACACGGAACCAUGGAGAAAGCAAGGAAGAUGUUCCACGCCAGUCUUCUCUUCCUUCCUGUUUUCAUGUCUGGUCUGCUUAUACACCGCGUCUAUGAUGAGGACAAACAACCACUCCUAGAAGCAGCCGGUUUAUCAAACUCUGCAUCAAGUGAAGUAAAAACUCAGAGAAGAAAGAAACGUGCUGCUCAGGCUCCUGUGGCUUAUGCUUCUGCUGCACCGUUUCCUUUCCUCCCAGCUCCUUCCUUCUAUUCUCCAUAAAGCAAAAGCUCUUGAGUUAUUGAGAGGACACACAUCACAAAGUGAAGAAUAUUGUGAGAUUGUUUUUUGAGUUACAUCUUUGGUAAUAAGAACGUGGGGAGAACGCAUACUAGAGGAUUAUGAAUUUUGGCUCCACAGUAUAUUUUAUUUUUAGUUGAAUGUUUGAAUGUUUAUUGACAUCAAAGGGUUCAAAUGCUUUAUCGAGUUUAUUGUGUUUGCUCAAACAUUUGGUAUAUUGUUUAAAAGAAAGCUGUGGUACAUGCUUGAUA